Molecule: messenger RNA, 1377 nt
Organism: Hypoxylon fragiforme
Lineage: Eukaryota; Fungi; Ascomycota; Sordariomycetes; Xylariales; Hypoxylaceae
Product: meiotic recombination protein rec14
Exons: 5
Coding region: 1-1377 (458 amino acids)
Biological process (GO): translation
Cellular component (GO): Cdc73/Paf1 complex; large ribosomal subunit
Molecular function (GO): structural constituent of ribosome; protein binding
Source: RefSeq, a predicted model, not a curated record
AUGGCAGCUCUACAGCAGUUACGAACGGCCUCGAUAUUUUCCUUGCUAUUCCCAAGGAUAGCGUCAACGACCUUCAGCACACCCUUCAAGUCUACACUCAUUUACACACAUCAAGCGCAAGCGCAACAACCGCGAUUUCCGUCGAUAUCCUCAAUCGCCAUCGCCAUUCCCGCUGCUAUAUCGAGCAUACCGGACUUCCUAGGUGACAUAUGGGAAGGAAUACUCCGAGCGGUGCCUAAGAAAAAGACUUCUCAUAUGAAGAAGAGACACAGACAGAUGGCAGGCAAGGCGCUCAAGGAUGUGACGGCGUUGAACAAGUGUCCAGCUUGUGGAGGAGUCAAGAAAAUGCACACAUUAUGUCCCAACUGCAUGGGUCCAGCAAUCACCAGAAAUCCACAUGGAUCGGUAACAACCAUGUCGAAACAAUAUCUCACAGCGCAUACCAUUGACAAUGCACACAUAACCGACAUAUUCUCCCUCGCAUCUACGCCAACAUCCUUAAUCUCCGCCAGCGGCUCUUCAACAAUACAUAUACAUGCCACCUCUGAGCCCGGUAUACCACUAGCCCAAUCCCUCGACGGUUCACACAAACUUGGCUGUCACCAUCUUGCCGUUUCGAAUAACGGUAAGGUUGCAGCGUCAGCUGGCUUCGGCGGCGAUGUGAAGAUAUGGAAGCUUGCCGAAUCGGGUGGUUGGCAACCGUUCGGGGAGUUAGACCUUACCAAAGGCCCCGGUAAGGCUGCCGGCGAAGUAUGGGCUCUAGCUCUUAGCGAAGAAGGCCAAUACCUAGCUUCAACCACAUACGAUGGACGAGUCAACGUGUGGGAUCUAUUUGGGGAUAGAUCGGAAAAAUUACGAGAAUACGAGGCCGGGCAUGCGGGCUCUGGUUCCUUCGGUUUAUGUGUGGAUCUGAGUCGGGAUGGAAAAUACACUGCCAGCGGUCAUCAAAAUGGCGCUGUCUAUGUCUUCAACAAUGACACAGGCCGAUUACAAUACUCGCUUCCUGGUCUCGUUAAACCCAUCCGGGCAGUGGCAUUCUCACCUGCUGGCACACGCCUUGCUGCCGCUGGCGACGCAGGCAUUAUUGCUAUUUAUGACACCAAGCACGGCGAACAUAUUGGCAACCUGACUGGCCACUCAGCCUGGAUAACUUCUAUCGAUUGGAGUGAUACUGGAGAAUACCUUCUCAGUGGUGCUUUUGAUGGGAAAGUAAAGGUCUGGUCCGUUGAAAGAGGCGCCUGCGUCGCGACACAUGGCGAGACAGAUAAGGCACUCUGGGCUGUCAAGUGGUUGCCUAAGACCGGACGUAAUGAAAUGUUCUGCACAGCUGGUGCGAAUAGAAGUCUCACUUUCUAUCGCGAGGCUACUGGCGCAUAA